AUGCGGAAGGCGGAAUACCGAUGGGGGGACAUCAGGGGCGUACUGACGCUGUACGAGAUCAAGCAGCUGACCAUGACGGAGCUCCAAUGGUUCACAUUGAACUAUGCUGUUAGAGACGCUGGUAUCGCAUGGAAGCGGCAGCUUUUACCGGAACAUGACGACGCAGCUCGAAACAUGUCGCAGAUCAUCUGGAAGCGGCGGACCGACACAGAGGAGCGUUUGGCAGCUGUGCGCAUGCUUUUUUUCUACCGCGUCAUCUCAAUGUCUACCACCACCAACAAGGCCGAACAAGCCGUCUCUUACGCCGCCUUGAUCCUCGCCGACGAAGGCAUCGCCAUCACCCCCGAGAAGCUGCAAGCACUACUCAAAGCCGCUGGCAUCGAGGACGUCGAGCCUAUCUGGACCACACUCUUCAGCAAGGCUUUCGACGGCAAGGACGUCAAGGACAUUAUCCUCACCGCGACCACGGCCACACCAGCCGGUCGCGGUGACGCUUCCGAUAUCAAGGACGAUGGAAAGACAACUGGAGAGGAUGGAGAUGACGAGAAGGACGGAGAGGAGGGUAUCGAUAUCGACGCGGACUCGGAUGAUGGGUCUGCAUUUGGGGAUUUGUUUGGCUAG
This is a messenger RNA of Alternaria metachromatica, 621 nucleotides long. RefSeq lists its product as uncharacterized. The transcript is spliced from 3 exons. Gene Ontology annotation, biological process: cytoplasmic translation. NCBI's taxonomy places the organism in Eukaryota, Fungi, Ascomycota, Dothideomycetes, Pleosporales, Pleosporaceae. The record is from RefSeq and is a predicted model, not a curated record. Bases 1 to 621 code for a protein of 206 amino acids. Gene Ontology annotation, molecular function: structural constituent of ribosome; protein kinase activator activity; ribonucleoprotein complex binding. Gene Ontology annotation, cellular component: cytosolic large ribosomal subunit.